Molecule: messenger RNA, 855 nt
Organism: Nicotiana tabacum (common tobacco)
Lineage: Eukaryota; Viridiplantae; Streptophyta; Magnoliopsida; Solanales; Solanaceae
Product: signal recognition particle 19 kDa protein-like
Biological process (GO): SRP-dependent cotranslational protein targeting to membrane; SRP-dependent cotranslational protein targeting to membrane, signal sequence recognition
Cellular component (GO): signal recognition particle, endoplasmic reticulum targeting
Molecular function (GO): 7S RNA binding
Source: RefSeq, a predicted model, not a curated record
GCCCUAAAACUCAGCCCAGUUCACCAAACCAAAACCGAAUUCUGCAAAUCCCCGUUCUCAUUCGAUCCGAUCAAAAGUUUCAAUCUUCAAUUCUCUCCUUUAUCAAGAGAUCAGAAAGAUGGAUAGUGAAAUUAAGAAUAUCAAGAAGUGGAACAUAAUGUAUCCAAUUUAUAUAAAUUCAAAGAAGACAAUAGCUGAAGGAAGGAGAAUUUGCGUGACAAAAGCAUGUGAAAACCCUACUGUUACCGAGAUUAGUGAUUGCUGCAACUACCUCAAAAUCCCUUGUGCUAUCGAGCUUGAUAAGGCAUAUCCGCGAGAUUUUAUGCAAAGAGGAAGAGUGAGAGUUUUGUUGAAGCAGGAAGAUGGAACCCUUUACAAUCCUGCCAUUUCUUCCCGGAAACAACUGAUGAUCCAUGUUGCAGAGUUGGUCCGGAGACAUCCUAAUAGGACUAAGAAGCAGGAGCCUGCAUCCUCUUCUGCAGCUGGUUCUUCAAAAUCUGGGAAGGGGGGUAAAAAGAAGAGAUAGUUUCAGGAGGCAAUGUUUCAAUUUCUUCGGACCGUUUGGAGAUCUUAGAUUUGUUUUUUCUCGGAAUAGUGUUGUUCUUUCUUCUCGACUUGAUUUUGCGAGAUGUUGCAAAGUAAGAAGAAGGGACGGAUGAGCUAUCCAAGAAUGUAUCAAAUGUACUUGUACCAUCGAUUGAGAAUUUGGGACAUUUUUGUUGUUUUUUUGGCCGAACUUAGCCUUUUGGUGAUUGUUAAUAUUUGCGCUAGAUUACAACUACGGUAUCAUCCCAAAUUAGUUGGGGAAGACGAUAUGCGUCAAUCUGAUGAUUUGAGUGUUCAUUAUCCAUUCUC